Messenger RNA from Podarcis raffonei (Aeolian wall lizard), 5292 nucleotides. RefSeq names its product serine dehydratase-like. Gene Ontology annotation, biological process: L-serine catabolic process; phospholipid catabolic process; L-threonine catabolic process. Gene Ontology annotation, cellular component: extracellular region. The coding region runs from base 67 to 1758 and encodes 563 amino acids. NCBI's taxonomy places the organism in Eukaryota, Metazoa, Chordata, Lepidosauria, Squamata, Lacertidae. Gene Ontology annotation, molecular function: threonine deaminase activity; pyridoxal phosphate binding; L-serine ammonia-lyase activity. The transcript is spliced from 12 exons. The record is from RefSeq and is a predicted model, not a curated record.
AGCGGUUCACGUGGGACUUGGACGCGCCUCCGUCCUGGGCCGGUGGGGACGUCCCUCGAUCCGGCCAUGGCGCGACUUGCGCUCUUGCUGACCCUUAUCCUGCCCGGUAUCGCGCAGCAGCCCGCCCGGCCGCCUCCCUUCUUCCCCGCCGCCGGCUCGGAACCGACCCGCAGCUGCUCCGUGGUGCUGGACCCCGUCUCCGGACAGCUGGAGACCGUGACUGGCUGGGUCCCCGCGGCCGUCGCCUGGGCUAACCUGACCGAGGGCAUCCGGGAGACCGGAUGGGCCUCCCUGGAACUAACCACCAAUGAGAAGUAUAAUGACAGCCUCCAGGCCUACGCAGCAGGACUGGCGGAAGCAGCCGUGUCUCAGCAGCUCAUCUACAUGCACUGGAUGAACACGAUGGUGGGCUACUGUGGGCCGUUCAAGUACCAGACCAACUACUGCCAGAAGCUGAAGAAAUACAUCGAAGCCAACCUUGCCUGGAUGAUGCAGCUGAUGGAGGCAGCGGAUGAUUCUGAAUACUGGUACCAGGUACGCCUCGCCCUGCUGCAGCUGAAGGGCCUUGAGGAUGGCUAUAACGGCCGGGUGGCCUUUCCGAUCGGCAAGUUCUCCAUUGCACCCUUUGGCUUUCUUUUGUUCCAGUUAGGGGGCGAUUUGGAAGACCUGGAAUCGGCCUUCAACAAAUCUGGAAGCCACCGGGUCCUUGGCUCUGGGUCCUGCUCGGCAUUCAUCAAGCUGUUGCCUGGCAACCAGGACCUCCUUGUCUCCCACGACACCUGGAAUACGUACCAGUCCAUGCUACGCAUCCUCAAGAAGUAUACUUUGCCGUUCCGGACUUCAGCCCGCAGUGACAGCUUGAUCCCCGGGUACGUCCAGUCUUUCUCCUCCUACCCGGGCGUCAUCUUCUCCGGCGAUGACUUCUACAUCUUGAGUAGCGGCUUGGUAUCUCUGGAAACCACCAUUGGGAACAGCAACAGCAGCCUGUGGACGUUCAUCCAGCCUGAGGAGAGCGUCUUAGAGUGGCUGCGCAACAUCGUGGCCAACCGGCUGGCCACAAGUGGAAUGGAGUGGGCGGCCAUUUUCCAGAAGUUCAACAGCGGCACGUACAAUAACCAAUGGAUGAUCGUGGAUUACAAAUCUUUUGUUCCAGGGAAGGCCAGCCUCCAGAAGGGCGUCCUCACGGUGCUGGAGCAGAUCCCGGGGAUGGUGGUUUUUGACGACAAGACUGAACUGCUCUACCAAGAAGGCUACUGGGCGAGCUACAAUGUGCCGUAUUUUAAAGAAAUCUUCAACACCAGUGGCAUUCCUCAGCUUGUUCAGAAAUAUGGCGACUGGUUCACCUAUGAGAAGAACCCCCGAGCCCAGAUUUUCCGGCGCAACCAGACGCUGGUCCGGGACAUGGGCUCGAUGAUCCAGCUCAUGAGGUACAACAACUUCCCAAAGGACCCACUGUCCCGGUGCCAAGGCUGUGAUCCGCCACAGAAUGGCGAAAACGCAAUUGCCGCCCGCUCAGAUCUGAACCCUGCUAAUGGCACCUACCCCUUUGGGGCCCUGCGUCAGAGGCCACACGGAGGCACUGAUAUGAAGGUCACUUCCUUUGAGAUGGCCAAGAACUACAGUUUCAUUGCCACCAGCGGGCCAACCUGGGACAACCUACCUCCUUUCCAAUGGACCACCUCUCCCUAUCGCAAUCUGAUACAUAUGGGCCAUCCUGACCUCUGGAAAUUCUCGCCCAUCCAGGUCUGCUGGGGCUGAUGCCUCACAGGCUCUGUGUGUGUGUGUCUCAAACUUUUCCCAUCAUGCUCGACAAGACCCCAGCUGGUGCUGUGGGGCUUUGUGGGUGAGCGUGCCGCUUUUUAUUCUCGAAAGGGCAAAGGUGCUUGAUAAUGAUGGAUACAAUCGGGAUUAUUCGAUUCCACGGAGACACCGGGAGGGGGGGAGCGCUGGAUUUGGCUGCCUGCAAAUCCCAACUUUCUGUUAGUUUGCUUGUUUGCUUUUCAAAGUUUCUAGUCCUUUUGGACGCAACAAUAAGCCUUGAAAGAGUCCAGCCAAACGCCUGCUUCCAGCACAUUAAGCCAGAUGGUGGCUGAAUUAAGAUUGCUGGUGCUCAGGAGUAAAGUGAAUUAUUGGGGGUGGGGGGAGAAGCGGGAGGGGUGUGUGAAAUCCACAAGCCUCACCUGCUGAACCGUACUCCCCCCCACCAGUUUUAGCCAAAUCACACUUCCCCCUAGAACAGCCUAAAAACAAGAGUUAAGGGGGUUUUGCAAAAAAUAAAAGGUGGGGAUUCUUCCAUCUCCUACCCCUCCAUUAAUUACGCCAUGCAUAAUUCCUUGCUAUUUCUGUAAGAACUUUCAAAAAUUACUCAAAAUUGCAGCAUCAGCCGCGCAGAUUAAGGUGGAACAGCUUGUAUCAUAACCAGCGCUGGUUGCAAGAUUGUAUUCUCCGUGCUACAGAAUAUUUAGCUUGUUUUAGCACAAGAUACACUGCAGCCCAGGACUUGAGUGUGUGGCUAAGAUAAUAGGGAGGGAAUCUUGAGGUCACAGCUGCUGAUGUUAUUACGCUCAAAUGUGAGUCUUGAACUUUCAAGAGCUUUGUAGAGGGAAGAUGCGCAGCCCUGACUCCUGGGGAUUUUCCUUCCUUUGCGGGUCGUAUACCAAAGGUGUAGGUGCCUGAGAUCUGCACACUUAACUCCAACCGGCAUGGCUUUCCCAGAGAAUGCCGAAAUCUCCCAUGCAGAGAUGGACAUAAUAGGGAAGAGUUGUAGCUUAGUGGUAUAGCAUGUAGAAGGGUCCAGCUUCAAUCCCCAAUGGUCUCUCCAGGUAGGGCUGGCAGUAAACAGGCUGAAGCCCUAGGGAGCCGCUUCCAAUCAGUGCAGAACAAUACUGAGCUACAUGGAGCAAUGGAGUGACUCAGUGUAAUGCCAUUUCCUGUGUUCCUACAACAGGAAGGGGUACACGGAUGAAGCAUGUGCUUUGUGUCCAGAAGGCCUCAGGUUCACUUCCUGGCAUCUCCCAAGCAGGACUAGGAAAAGCCUCCAUCUAAACCCAUGAAUAGUUUCUUCCAGUCAGCAUAGACCGUAUGAGCUAGAUGGACCAAUGGUGUGCUUCAGUACAAAGCCUGUGAUCCCUGGCACACGCACAAGAGGCUCAGAUUCCCAGGAUCGUUCUGGGAAGACCUGGGCAAAAUCUAAGCCAUUUCCUAUUUAUAUAGUCUGUUACCUAUUUAUAUGGAUGCUCUUCCCAGGCUAAGCAUCUCUCUCCCAUGCUGAACGACUUCCCAAUUUUCAUAUUGCCAUUUCUCUCUGAUCGUUGUGUGUACAUACACAUGGUUGAAAGUCAGGGUGGAGAACCUGAGGCCACCCCGGGGGCCCUGAAUGUAGCCCCUGGGCCUCUGUCCCCCAAGCUGUCCCCAGGACACCCCCCUCACCAGCCCUCCUUUAGUGUUUUUGCCUGGCCAGAAUGUGCCCUUAGUGUCUGAUAAUACCCCUUUUUUGUUUGCCUGGAUACAGAGGGGUAUAUCUGAGUGCAUGUAGAAACCAGCCCACUGUCCAGGGGCAAAAUCUACACUCUGUGCCCUGCUCACUCUUGCCUCUGUCCCUGCCCAACGCUGGCAUCUGGCCCCCGGAAGAUCGCCCAGGAGGGAAUACAGCCCUUUGUACGGAAAGAGCUGCUCACUUCUUGCUGUAGAUCUUGGCUGCAUAGGCCAUUGUAAUGAUGAGAUCCUGCCCUUCUUUGUAUUGCUAUUUCUCUCCUGCGUUUAGGUGCAUGUGUGAAAGCGAGGUACUUGGCUGCCUGCCUUAAAAGCAACCGCUUGACAUGACAGGAAGCAUUUUCUAAUGGUUUGUUUUGCUACUGCUUCCUCUAUCAAAUCCUUGGGCUUCGUUGCAGAGCAGGGAUCCUCCAAGAUCUUGUUGAUUUGCAGCUCCCUAUCAACCCUGCCCAUUGACCAUGCUGGCUGGCGCUGAUAAGAGCUGGGAGUCCAGCAACUUCCAGAGAGGCACAUGUGCCUCAACCUUGUUGCAGAAUUGAAGCAAAUUCUGCCAAGCAUGCGCAAAGUGCCUUUCCUAUCAUCAUCAAGUAGCCACAAAUUCCCCCUGCAACCCAAAUAUCUGUAGGCGAUUAACAGGCAUUCUAAGUCUGAUAAAUAAUCUGCCUCUUGGCUGUUUCCAACUGGCUGCAUUCACACUGCAGUUUUGGUUCCGUUUUCCGGACACUUCCCUGUUAAUUUCCGCAUUCUAUUUGAGCUUCCAGAAUUGUAGUGAAAUAUAGCACAAGUUUGGAGCUCGUUUUCAUGUUAAUCUGCAGAUGGAUUUCUUUUUCUCCCCUGGAAGAAAACUUGUGCUAUAUAUUCUAGGAAGUGGCUUCUAGGUCAUGUGAAAGCUCAAGGUAUAACAUGGAAAUUGUCGGUUAUGGGAAUGUUGAGGAAAUGGUAUAAACCACUCCGGAAGUGCUUUUUAUGUCAUGUGGAAGCUGAACAAUAAUGCAGGAAUUAACAUUUAGGGGAAUGUCAGAAAAAUAGAAUCCCCCGUUGUGUGAAUGCAGUCUAUGGGUACAGAGACCUCCCUAUGUAUAAAGCACAGAGUUGGUAUUUUCUAUGCACGGGCAUCGGGGGGGUGCUUUUCAGCGCACAGUGCAACAUGGGAGCAGAAAAUGCUGACAUAGAGCUUACUUGUUCCAGCUCAAGGAUGAGCAGAAGAAAGUGGAUCUGGAACUACUGAGGGAUCUCCACCUCUCCAGUUGUUUAACCAUAGCAACAACCAAACAACUCCUUCCUCCCCUUAAAUAUAUUGCUCAGUUGAAGAAAGCUUGGAGCAACCAGGAGUUUUUGUGUGGAAGGACUGUAAGCUCAGUUCUGUGUGGAUGCUCCCAAAAAACUUCCAGGGCUCAAAUUUAUUUUUUCCCAGUCUCUGUCUUUUGCACUAGUCUCCAGUUGGUGGUUUAGAAAGGGGGGGAGGGGUGUCUAUUUAAACAAAGCUUGCCCACCCCCUGCUUGAGCCAAUGUGGGCUUUAUAUUCUAAUUACAAGCAUGAAAAACGCAAAGGAAAACCCGAAAAAGCAAUUUGCCUUCAAUGCUUAGGAGUUGCAAGGGACGUCUUUCCUCCUUUUUUCCUUAUACUUGAGCCAAAAAGGAUAUGAAUCAGUCUGUUGGUAGCAUAAACUCUGUCCCUGUGGAUCAGGGUAUAUGAGUGUAUUGGCCAGCUAUAUGAAGGGAAUUCAGUCUUGCCUUGUAUGAUCAAAAGUUAUUGUUAUGAUUUAUUUUUGGUUUUAAUAAAUAUCAACACUAACUUGA